This is a messenger RNA of Mycetomoellerius zeteki, 1836 nucleotides long. RefSeq lists its product as uncharacterized. Lineage: Eukaryota; Metazoa; Arthropoda; Insecta; Hymenoptera; Formicidae. The coding region runs from base 178 to 909 and encodes 243 amino acids. The transcript is spliced from 5 exons. Gene Ontology annotation, cellular component: membrane. The record is from RefSeq and is a predicted model, not a curated record. Gene Ontology annotation, molecular function: transmembrane receptor protein serine/threonine kinase activity.
AGUCCUUUCAACCGAUAAGACGGUUGAUCUCCAUUUCAGCGGAGAAUCGCGAGAGUUGUAAUUAUGGCUCGCAGUCCUUCUAUCGGCUUCUACGUGGCGCCCGACAAGCGAUAAACGCGAACUUCAGUUUCGCGACUCAAAUAAACGCUUCGGAAAGAAACCUUGGAAAGAAGAGAGAUGCCCACUCGUCGAUUGAUAAUCGGUCGAUCGUUGGUCGGAUAUCUCCUCGCGGGGUGCAUCGUGUCGCUGUCGACGAGUGUCGCGCAAAUCGAAGGCAGAAAGUGCGUGUGUACGAGCAAAGCCUGUAAAGAAGCAGGCAUAGGUACUUGUAGAACGAGAUUCUUCUGCUACACGGAACUUAUCGUGACAACGGGACAAGAAAUCGGUGAAAGUACAAUCACGAGAGGAUGCACGGAGGGUGCCACGCCAUUGUUGUGCGAAACAAAGUCCUGGGUCACGAGGUCACGAUCGGUCAACGCCAUGGAACUGUCGACAAGUCCUCGGGUUCUCGUGCCCUGGCCCAGAUUGAAAUGUUGCAACAGUCAUGACUACUGUAACGCUAACGACGACGACGACGACGACGACGACGACGGCGACGACGACGAGAACGCAAGCACAUGGACGCACGAAAGAAAGACUCAGAUAGAUCAGACGUAUUCUACGGUAAAUCACGAGACGCUGAUAGAUCAUCUAACGUCAACGAAUCGUCAUACAAUGUUAACGUUACAACCUGAUCGAAAGUAUGAGGAUUCGAUCGAAUCAACCAAUCGACUUCUCCAGAAUCGCAUCAAAGCGCUCCACAUCGCCGCUCUUGUCCUUGCUGUCGCAGUCCUUAUAUCCGUUCUCGCAUCUUGCUAUGUGAUUACAAGAUUCGUUCGAAGUAAUCGUUAUAUAAUGGACACGGUAUAAAACUGUUGGUAAAUAUGAUGCCGAAACUUACAAUUAGAUACAUUGUGAUCCGAUGGAAUUGUGAUUUUUUUUUCUGAAGCGGAAUAAGUUAAGAUACAGGGAGUUUACAACUAGAUACCGCGGGAGGAGAGAGAAGUCUGAAAAAGCGACGUCACCCAAGUGACGAACGACUUGGAGAUGCAAGAUCUGACGUGUGUGUAUUUGACGAAGCUGUCUGAAGAGUAAAUCAACUACCUCUGCACGAUGGCAUCCUCUUUGUUUUAUAUCGUACGGUGACUAACGGUGGGCCAUGUAGCUCAAAUUCCCCGGUGGGAGCCCCUCGAGGGGCGAUCAACAUGCCAGGUGCCCCGGCCCUCCUCCACUCCGGCCGGCCGAGUCCGGUUGUUUCAACGUAAUUAGUCAUCCUCCAGGUUGCCGAACAGGCGAACACACACGUACGCAUCUUGCCGAUCAAAGAGGAAUAACGUAUGUGCGCGUCGAAAGUCCUACGCCCAAAAUGCUUGGUCACCGUGAGAAAGAAGUUUCAUCCGGCCAACACAAAUAAACGAAUUGACGAAGACAGAGACACCGUGGCGUCUCGCGACGAGCACGCAGUGAAUCCUCUAUAUCUAUAACUUGUGAUUGCGGCAAAUUUUUCAAUGUGUACGUUACAUACGUAAAGAAUUAUUAUCAAGAAGAGUACAAGAAUAUCGCGUACUUGCGUAUUUCAAGUCACAUCAGCGAUUACUGUAUACAUGUAUAGUUGAAAAUAUAGAGAUGCGUAUACGUACUAGUAUAAUGGGGUGUCCCAUUUUAAAUAAUGCAUUAAAAUUUCUCGAAAACUAUGGUUCGGAGGGGGACAUAAGAAGGUAUCAUUGAUGGCGUCGUUGGAUGGCGUCGUUAAGGUCAGGUCAAGAUCACAUUGACUUUUUUAAAUGGAACACCAUA